GCGUGCCGUUACGCUGUGACGACAUGGAAGAACUGCGGGUCCCGAUUGCUGCAGCCGCUUGUCAUUGUGACGAAGAUUGGCACUAAGUUUAGUGGUGCUGAAGAUCAGCUUUAUAGAAUGCUCAAGCAUUGCCCACGGCAACAGUAACUAUGAUGACAUCCCCAUCGGUGUCCAUGGAGGAUUACCAAGAGGCUGAACAGAUGCAAGUGGGAGAACAGGCGGCGGGACAAGUGGAGGUGACGUUGGAGGACGAAGAAGAGGAAGAGGGGGAGAGAGAGGAAGACGAGAGCAGCUCAGCACCGUCCGAGCCACAGUCUCCUAUGGAGGUCUACAAGACGGCCAUUUACAGACACCCCUUGUUCCCCCUGUUGGCACUGCUCUUUGAGAAAUGCGAGCAAUCCACUCAGAGCUCGGAGUGCGUGACCUCGGCCAGUUUCGAUGUGGAUAUCGAGAACUUUGUGCGAAACCAGGAGAAGGAAGGCAAGGCGUUCUUCAGCGAGGACCCCGAUUUGGACAAUCUGAUGGUGAAGGCCAUCCAGGUGUUACGGAUUCACCUGUUGGAGCUGGAGAAGGUAAACGACCUGUGUAAAGAUUUCUGCAGCCGCUACAUCGCCUGCCUCAAGACUAAGAUGAACAGCGAGACUCUGCUCAGCGGAGAGCCAGGAAGUCCCUACUCGCCAACACAGACACAGCCGCUGAGCUCGUUCACUGGAGCCAUGAGUUCACAAGGUCUUGUAGUGUCAGCAUCGGCUUUACAACAAGGCAACGUUACUGUCACAACUGUAAACCCCACACAGGUGGUAACAGGUGGUACAGUAUAUCAGCCCGUUACAGUUGUUACUCCACAGGGACAGGUGGUCACACAGACUCUGUCACCUGGAACAAUACGCAUCCAGAACUCACAGCUUCAGUUGCAGCUGAACCAGGAUCUGAGCUUUUUCAGUCAGGAGGACAGCUCGUCUAAGGCCAAGAGAGGCAUCCUGCCCAAACAAGCCACCAACGUCAUGCGUUCCUGGCUCUUCCAGCACAUUGGUCACCCAUAUCCUACAGAAGAUGAGAAGAAACAGAUUGCCCUGCAGACCAACCUCACACUGCUGCAGGUUAACAACUGGUUUAUUAACGCUCGACGACGGAUCCUUCAGCCUAUGCUGGAUGCCAGCUCUUCAGACACACCCAAGAGCAAAAAGAAGACGCCCCAGACACGACCCCUACAACGCUUCUGGCCCAACUCCCUCGCCUCCUCUGUGACCCAGCAACAGGUCACCAUGGAAGACGGUACCACAGUAACAGUCGGUGUGGGUGAGGAUGGACUACAGACGCUCUCAUCAGAUGGAGCUACGCUGGCCAUGCAGCAGGUCAUGAUGGGAGGUCACAGCGAGGAUGAUGAUGAUGAUGACGACGACGAAGAGGAUGAGGACAAUGAUCCUUCUCACUCCGACAUGACCAGGCUGGGCCUGGAGACCAGCGACUCGCUGUAGUAGGACUGAACCACACACACACUCUCACAGUAACGUAUAUAGUAUAUAGAGAGAGACGUUUAAGGAGCAUUAGAGCACUAAGAGACAUUCACACAAACACCUCGGCUGGCGUGUUGAAGGUCACAGCGCACAUCCUCAAGCUGUCAAACAGCUUGUUUGGAGUACAGAGAAAAGGGCUUAAAGCCACACACACCGAAACGAACCACACACACACACAGGUAAAAGCACAAGUCUCUCUCACGGCAGAACACACACAUCAUUUUCCACACAGUUAGCCGAGUGCACUUUUUUUGUAUGAUACUGUAAACUUAAAGAAAGUGUUCAAAGCACAUUUUGAAAGAGCUAAAAAGAAGGAAAUAAAAAAAAUAGUGAUGCUGGAUGAUUCGGUUGUACGUAUCCUCAUGGUCUCAGAUACUAUGACAUAGAUGAGAUUUCGUCUCUUGCAUGCCUGUGUUUGCUUUAAUCAGGCACCAGGAAAAAGAAGGAACUAUUUUUAUAGUACACUGUCACAAUUGACCGGUGCCAAUUUGUUUUGUUUUUAUCCAUUUGUUUGUUUUGCUCUGGUUUGCUAUGUUUUGUAAGGAGUAUUUAUGUAUGAAAAAGACAAAAAAACACACACUUUUAACGUGCAGGAGGUUUGUGGGAACUACUUAGUACAAAGAAUGGAUAAUACUGUACGCUGAAGGCAUAGACUCUGAAGCCUUACAUUUUUACAUUUUUAAUGCCGCAAUGUGAGACGGUCUCUGAUGUCACUUCCUGUGCAAUCGACAUGAAUACCGUGUCCAAAAAUGACAUUUUGCAAGGUCGUGAUUAUUGUUUGCGACAUUCAAUGCCUGUAAUUGUUGUAUGAAAAGGAAAUGUUAUUUCUUUUUAAUGAUUAUAUUAACCGAAGUUGAACCGAGAAGGACGUCCACAAGACUUGUAUUUAUGUAUAUUUUUCAGCAAAGGGACGCAUCCUUGAUGUUAAACCCUUUCAGCUCAAACAUUUAUGACUGAUUUCUUUUUUUAUUCCACGUUAACAUGGACUGUUCUGUCGAGUUUUCACAGGAAAACAUGUUUUUCACCUUAUCGGAGUGGAUAAAACUAAUGUUUUCAAUAUUUAAGGAUUGAUUGCAUGUGUUUUCAUUUAUUAUUGUAAAGAAACAUACAAUUUUAUUUUUAGAAACAUACUGUAUGCUCUCAAAUCUAUCAGUGACAGUGUAAACUCCAUGAGAUUGGUACAUUUGAGCUGUUUGCAGUAAAAUCUUGAUGGUAUAUUUCAAUACAGUAGAAGCCGGUAUAAAAUUUGGAUUAUGGACAUGUUUGUCCCAGAUUUUUCUUUUUACAGCAGUCACUCAUAUAUACUGUUUUAUAGUUAUUUCGCAUAUUCAGUAUGUGCUUUAGGGCGGCUGUCAGUACUGAGUGGCUUUUUCAUUUCCAGCAUUAGUCUUGUGAUGCCAUUGGUCAGAUGACUAACCCAGAAGCAGAAAGUCUACUCCGUUAGCUUAGGUUGAAACGCUGGAUUUGAAUAUUUUUCUCUUUUCUGUCUCUCUCACACACACAGAUUUGCCUUUCAGACUCUUCAUUUUGUAAUAAAGAACACUGUACCUGAA
Messenger RNA from Pimephales promelas (fathead minnow), 3070 nucleotides. RefSeq names its product pbx/knotted 1 homeobox 1.2 (gene pknox1.2). Gene Ontology annotation, molecular function: DNA binding. The record is from RefSeq and is a predicted model, not a curated record. Gene Ontology annotation, biological process: regulation of DNA-templated transcription. NCBI's taxonomy places the organism in Eukaryota, Metazoa, Chordata, Actinopteri, Cypriniformes, Leuciscidae.